UGCAAUCUUAUCACGUUCCCGUAAGGAGGCGAAACAGAGAAUUUAGGAAUGACCUUCAUGUUUAGCAUCUCCUACCCUGCCCUGCCAAGAAAACAACUUAAGGUUGUUCCAAAGAUCUUGCAUAUCUCUUUCUUAUUAGGUUUUACGACCCCCUACAGUUUUGUACAUGAGAAAAUGCAGGCACAGUCCAGAGAAGUAUGUUGACCUCUCCAAGGUCACGCAGCCAGGCCAUGAAACUAACAGUUGGAGGGCUGAGAGCUCAGCCCUGUCCUUGGUGCUGCAGAAAACCGCCAGUCUUCGGGCUCUUUCCUCCAAAAGAGCAUUUCCCGGGACUUCCCUGGCGGUCCGGUAGUUGAGACUCCGCACUUCCACUGCAGGGGGCACGAGUUCAUCCCUGGUCGGGGAAAUAAGAUGCCGCAUGCCACUGCGCGUGGCUGAAAAAAAAAAGCGUUUCCCAAACGCCACACCACCUAAGGACUUUUGCAAAUAAAUCCCAGUAUCACCAGUGUUGCUGUUUGCUGAAUACCUUUCUGCAAACGGACUUCAAAAACCUUACAUUCACAAACUUUGCCUCACUAGGUUAUCACGAGCCACGCAGAGGAGGUGACCACAAAAACGUGUAACAUGAAAAGAGAACAAAGGUUAUUCAAUUCUGGUCAGUGUCAACUGACUGCCAGAGCUUACUCAUAUAGGUUAAAAAGAGAAAUUCGAAUUAGUUCGCAGCCACCCAGUGCCCCACGCAGGCUGUCUCCUGCGGGAACUGACAGGCAAUUAGGAAGAAAUUCAUCACUUUCUCCCCGGGGAGGAGGGGAGACCCGGCUCCCGGGAAGCCCCGGCCCGUCCUCCAGUGCGCCUGCGCCGAGUCGCUGACGCCAGCCCAGGCCACGCCCCCUCCCGGAGCGACCGCUGGCCUCGGGGGCGGGGCCUGGGCACAAGAUGGCCGCUGCGCGCCCGGAGCCCCCGAGUCCGAGCUCAGCGGCCCCGGAGCCGAGAUCCCCGGAGCCUCCGGACCUGGUCCUGGUGCCCGAUGAUAGCCGCCCGGCCACCCCCCCGAGCGACCUCAUCGAGAUCCAGGUGGUGAAGGUGACGGACACCACGCUGGUACCUGAGCCCCCGGAGCCAGGUUCUCUCCACUGUGCCUUGUGCCCAGCUGUCUUCCGGCUGGUCUCCGAGCUGCUGUUCCACGAACACGGCCACGUGGCGGGGGCCGAGGGUGGCGGGCAGGGUGGGGACCCAAGCCGGUGUCAUGUGUGUGGCCACAGCUGCCCAGGCCCCGCCAGCCUCCGUGCCCACUACAGCCUGCACACGGGAGAGCGGCCCUACCGCUGCCCGCUCUGUCCCCGGGCCUUCAAGGCCCUGGCACCUCUGCUGCAGCACCAGCACCGACAUGGGGUGGAGCCGGGGACCUCUCAAAGGGCUCCGGAGGCGGCGGCGGCUCAAGAACAGCGGCCCGGGGUGCCCCAGGAGAGGUCGGAGGUGGUGGUGGCUGCGGCGGCCGCAGGCGCGGCGGUGGGGAAGCCUUUCGCCUGCAGGUUCUGCGCCAAGCCGUUCCGCCGCUCCUCAGACAUGCGAGACCACGAGCGGGUGCACACGGGCGAGCGGCCCUACCACUGCGGCGUGUGCGGCAAGGGCUUCACCCAGUCCUCGGUGCUCAGCGGCCACGCCCGCAUCCACACUGGCGAGCGCCCCUUCCGCUGCACCCUCUGCGACCGCACUUUCAACAACUCCUCCAACUUCCGAAAGCAUCAGCGCACCCACUUCCACGGGCCGGGACCGGGGUUGGGAGACGCUGGGAGCCAGCGGGCAUCGGGGGCCGAGGGGUCAGGGAGUGGGUGUGGGGCAGGAAACACUCUGGAAGAGGGGCGUGGGGAGACCGCCAAAGUGAAGGUGGAGAUGGGCCAGUAG
This is a messenger RNA of Physeter macrocephalus (sperm whale), 1905 nucleotides long. It is a transcript of the gene ZNF784, whose product is annotated as zinc finger protein 784. Gene Ontology annotation, cellular component: nucleus. The transcript has 2 exons. Gene Ontology annotation, biological process: regulation of transcription by RNA polymerase II. Bases 937 to 1905 code for a protein of 322 amino acids. Gene Ontology annotation, molecular function: DNA-binding transcription factor activity, RNA polymerase II-specific; RNA polymerase II cis-regulatory region sequence-specific DNA binding. The record is from RefSeq and is a predicted model, not a curated record. Lineage: Eukaryota; Metazoa; Chordata; Mammalia; Artiodactyla; Physeteridae.